This is a messenger RNA of Dentiscutata heterogama, 903 nucleotides long. NCBI's taxonomy places the organism in Eukaryota, Fungi, Glomeromycota, Glomeromycetes, Diversisporales, Gigasporaceae. The record is from the annotation of a GenBank genome assembly.
AUGUCUUUUGUCUACUGUGAUAUAAUCAUCCCUGUUCAUAAAAGCGAUGACGCAAUAUCUACCGAAAAUUCUUCUAGUUCUCAAUUAACUCCUUUAUCUCUUUAUCAUGAUUCAUUAUCAAAUUUUAAACUUCCAUUCCCUCCAAUCAUUAAUGCUUCCGAUUUCUUAGAAAAAACUAAACGGUCAUCACGGGGUGGUACCCUAAGAAGCCCAAAUGCCUUUUUAGUUUAUAGGAAAGCUUUUUUAGAUCAUCUUGUUCGUCAAUCAAAAUGUAAUUUUAAAAUGACUGAUGUAUCAAAAUUAGUUAGUGUUCACUGGAAUUCUGAAGCUGAACAUGUUAAAUUAGCUUAUAAAAAAAUUGCUCAAGAUGUGGAAAAGGAAUUAAUCAAAAAUAGAAAGAAGGAUUUAUCUACAACUCGAGUUAUUUGGAAAGAUUUUAAAACUUCUGUACGUAAACAUAAUAAACAAAAUAACAAAAAAUCUUCAAGAGAAAAGUUCAAAAUGACAAAGAAUCGUAAUGAUCCAUUUAUCAUGAUGAGUCGACUAGAUGAUGAUCAAGAUUUUGUUCCUGAAAAUGUUGUUUACACUUUACCAAUCGAUGAGUCUACUAAUUGGGCUUGGAUGAUGCCUGAAAAUUUCAUUCCUUCUCCGGAGUCAACACCUUGCAGUUCAGCUUUCAUUCCUUCUCCAGAGUCAACUCCUUGCAGUUCAGCUUUCAUUCCUUCUCCAGAGUCAACUCCUAGUAGCUCAGCUUUCAUUCCUUCUCCAGAGUUAACUCCUUGUGGUUCAGAUUUCAUUCCUUCUCCAGAGUUAACUCCUUGUAGUUCAGAUUUCAUUCCUUCUCUAGAGUCCACUCCUUGUAGUUCGAUCAUUACUGUUCCGUUAAUCCCAACUCAAUCCAUA